GUGGGUCAAAGAGUCAUGAGUUCGUGUGAACAAGUGAAUGCAGGAAUUUUCCAGACUAAAGUAAUUAGAGUGACAGGUUUCAUGAAGGGGCUAUACACAGACUUUGAGAUGAAAUCUGAUAAUGUUAAGGAUAAAGAUGCCAGAAUCAGCUUUCUCCAAAAGGCAAUUGAUGUUGUCAUAAUGGUAACAGGGGAGCCAUUAGCAGUGAAACCAGUCCGUAUUGUAGCUGGACAUGAACCUGAAAAAACAAAUGAAUUUCUCCAAGCAAUUGGAAAAUGCUGUCUCAAUAAGUUAUCCAGUGAUGAUGCUGUGAAAAGGGUCCUUGCUGGGGAGAAAGCUGAUAUCAAGGGGAAAACUCCAUCUUCUUCUAAAUUUCAAGACAAAGAAAAUAGAGAAUCCAGGGCAGAAGAACAAAAAAGCCAUAAAGAUAAAGAGGGUAGAGGCGACUCUGAAAUAAAAGACAGAAGCACAAGCAGAGACAGAAAACCUAGAGAAGAACUGAAAGAUGGAGAGAGCAGACAAAGGGAAAAGGAAAGUGACAAGCAUAAAGAUAAUGACAGACGCGCAGGCCUGGAAAGGGACAAUAUUAAGGAGGGUGAAAAACAUGAGAGAGACGCACAUAAAAACAGAACAGCUAAGCAAGGAAGAGAAACAGAAAAAAGUAGAGACAAAGAAAAAGGCGACACUGAACGAGAGAAAGACCUGGACCAUGAUAAAAGACGGGAGAGAGACAGAAAAAAUGAUGGAGGACGAGAAAAGGACAGAACGAAGGUCAGGGAUAAAGACCGUGAGAAAGGUCUGAACAGGGAAAAAGACAGGGAAAAACGAGAACGUGGCGAAGAUGGGGAACAUUCAAGAGAACAAGGAAAAGAUAAAGCAGAAAAAAAGUCCACAGAAUCAGAGGAAACUAGAGCAAGGAAAACUAAAGACACCAAGAAUGAACCAAACAAUGAGAGUGAAAGUCUUGCAAGAUUAUCAAGGCAGCAUUCAACAAAGGGGUCAAGGCACCGGUCCAAACCUGGAGGAGAAGGUACUUCAUUAGAGCUGAUUAGGUCACCACCUUCAGUUAGAAGAAAGGAUUCUAAAAGUAGUACAACUAGAGACUCACCUGAAAAAAAGUCUAGUUCAUCACAUGUGAAAGGACACGGUAGGAAGGAUACAGUAGAAAAACAGCUAGGAAGAAGAGAAGCUAGUAAAAGUGCAGCUAAUAUUUUGGUUGAGAAAAGUGCUAGCAUAUUGAGAGCUGAGUCCAUCACUGCAGUACAGGAAAGAGGAGUACUGGAAACUAAUAGCACAACAGAUCAUGUUUCAGAUGAAACAGCUGCUAGUGUAUUCCGUGAGAAAGCUGAACCAGGAGCUGCAAUAAAACAGCAAGAAGGGGAAGCUGGGAAUAUUUCUUCUGAAAAGCCAAUGGUAUCUGAGAAUGGUGAAGUAUCUAAUGAUCUGCCACCUCAUGCCACCCAAAGAAGAAUGCCCCGCCCAAGCAGUGCUAGACCAGCUCCACCUAGAAUCAAACGACAAGAAAGUACAGAGAUUUUACUUCCAGAGAGAAGUGGCAGUGGCAAAACAGUCUCAAAUGUGAUCAUAGACAAACAGAAUUCUGAUGAUGACGAUGAUCAGUUUGUGGUGGAGGCAACUCCACAGCUACCUGAAAUGCCAGAAAUGGAAAUGGAACCAGCAGUGGAGCUAGAUGGAGAAGAGAAGCAUGGUGGGCUUGUAAAACGAAUCUUAGAAACAAAGAAAGAUUAUGAGACAUCCCAAAAAUCACUGAAUUCUUCAGAAAAGCAGAAUCCUCUGCUUUUGACUGCUUCAGUACUGCCAAUAUCAGACUGGUUAUUUGCUGUGAACCAAUCUGCCUGAACCCACUGCCUGAGAUGCCAUCACUAGAUUUUUGGGACCCCUUUUCAUAGCAACUUGCUCUCUUUUGUCACCUGUGUGAUGGCUGUUACCUCUACUAGAAGGUUGGGUGAAAUUCAGGCCCUCUGCCAACUGUAUUGCUUAAGAACAAAGACAUACUUGGACUUUAUCCCAAGGUGCUUCCCAAAAUAAUUUUUGAUUCCCACUUUAAUUAAUUAGCCCAGCUUCUACUUCAUUUCCUCCAAAUCCUCAUUCUACCCCAUGUAAUACAAAAUUGUAUACUCAAAAUUGGGUUAGGGCUUUUCAUUUAUAUUUGGACAGAUCCUCUUCAAGUUUGUGGCAUUAGCAGAAAGGGUUAAAGGAUGCCCUGUAGCCAGCCACCCAGUAGCUGCCCACAUUACCAGGAAGAAUUCUCUGGGUUGUUCUGUAAUCCUUUCAACUGAGAUACAAGCAGUCUCUUUUGCUGCUUUGGGUAAUAUAUCAAUAUUAGAAACUUGUACAGUUCCUUGUACAGCUCUAGUCACACAUUUAUUUCUGUUGUUCUCUUGUUCUUUUAGAUUGGGUGCCAGGUUCCAGUUACAACUGCCCUGCAGUCCCUCUUUAACUAGGAAACCAUUUCUGAUCUCCAGGCUUGCAGUAACUAAAUGUCACCUAUGUAGAGUGUAAUCUUUGUGGACUGUUGCUCAAAGAAGAGAUCAUAGUUGCUUAUUUUGGUUUAUGUAGUUUCCAUGACCACUCCUUCUUCCUUUCUAAUUUGGAAUUCUAUUGAUAGGGAUUCUUAUUAGGAAAGGAACUGAGUCCUGUUUGAGGGCAUCCUGUCCUUUUCACGCUUGGCUACAGUCAUUGUGAUAGCCUGAAGAGGGCAGAUGGACACUACUAUUCAAAGAGAAUCCCAUUUUGAGCAGGUGGGACUCAGGUAUCCAGCUUGCAUUAAAUGCCAGUUGGAUUCCUGUCUCCUAAAUUCUUUGAAAAAAGAAUGGUUACUCUAGAGCAACAGUAGUUCUUUGAGAUGUAUUGCUUAAUUCCUGAUUCCACUUUAGAUGUGCCUGGCACUGUGGAGAUGCUUUAAAAACCUCACCUAUUAUCCUUUUAUGUAGUUUUUUUUUUUUUUAAAUCUUGAUUCCUCCAGACUUGCUAUAACAAGGUAACUUAGAUUUCAAAUAUCCAGUAGGGGGAAUAUCAAACAGAAAUGACAUUUAUAUGCCCAUCUCCUGCUGAAUAUCAUUUGGAGCUGGGUACCUGCACUGUUACUUGUACCUUUACAAAACAUAAACAAGUGCAACCUGCUGCAUUAGCUUCAUGUUGCCUAUGCCAAUCCAUCUGAACCCUCUAACUUCAUGUAUAAUUACUUAUAAAUACCAGAUCUUCUCCGUCAUCACUCUCCUGCCAGUUUCAACAGGCAUGAUAUUUAGGCAAUUCAUUCUUUCCACCAGCAUAUUUAAUUAUUGGGUCUCAAGUGCUAGGUUUUAUCAUGAAGGACCAUCCCAGCAGCUUUAAUGGGGAUGGGGUAAAGAUCAGGCAACGGAGGGACUGCUUUCUGGACUAGAAUGAGCUGUGAGCUGAUAAGCUCUUUUAUGCCAAGUACUUUUCUGCCUGGAUAAGAAUUUUGUCAUUCCUCUAGGAAUCCUUCUUUUCCUCAGUUCUUACAGAAUCUGUCCAUAUCAGAUGAAAUUGAGAGGUGCUAGUAGGGCCAGGAACAAGCACCGCAGUAAAAUCACCUGGACUAAUGUCUUCUGUUCAGUAGGAAUGCCAGAUACUCAGAAUACCUUAUUCUGGACCAGCUAUUUAAGAGGCUGCUGCAAACUCUUCAGACCCCUGCCCUCUCUGAAGUCAGUUAAGUAUUACCUUCUUAAGGAAUCCACUUAUUAUUUGUAUUUUCAUUGUUAGUUUAGUUGAUAGGGCUGUGGCCUGGGGGAAGAUUAGUUCAUACUGUACAGUUUUCUCCCACUAUGUGUUCGAGUGCUUCUCAGUUUAAGUCUUUGAAAAAUAUCUUCACUGUUUGUCAUUUUUCAGAUUGCCAGCCAAUUUUAAAUAGAUUUGUAAAAGGACAGAAGUUAGCACUAGCAGAAGAAAGAUAAUAUUAUAUGCACUUUAUGAUGCACGUAUAUUGUGCUGUAGCCAGCAUCACAAUCUGUGGUACUUCUGCCUCUUCACAAGUACCAUCUUAAAAGAAUAUCAUUCACCUUCCUACAGAGCUUAGCAGUUACAAUUUCAGGAUUAUAAUGAUGAUGAUCAUCAUCAUCAUUAUAGUAGUACCUAAGUGCCAAACAAGAAUCAUGUCCCCUUAUGCCAGGCACAGUACAGUGCAAUGCCAUCCUUGUUGCAAAGUACUUGAAAGAGACCCAGGAUGGGAGAAGUUUUGUAACACAGAUUGUACUACAUGACAGUAAGUUUCAUGCUCCACUUUCUGUGGGAGGGAAGGGGGAUAAGUAUUGGGUAGUUAAGAAAGGAUCAAGUAAAUGAAAAGAAAAGUAAAGGGGUUUGAAGGAUAGAGUAAGGGAGAAAAGGGUAGGGGGCAAGUGUGGAGCAAACAGGUAGUAAUCCCAGAACAGAGCAAGUCUACUUAAAAACCUAGUUUUCUGCAUGUCCAUAGGUUUCUGCUUCAGUUGUUCCUACAUCUGUAUCUGAUCCUGAUUUUUUUUUAUUUUUUUUUUUUGGCUGUAUUUUACCUACUUUCCACUAGUGCUUUGACUACUUCUACAGCUGUUCCUGUCACUCUGCAUCCUAUUGAUGCUCAAUUGAUCCUUUUGAAUGGGCUUUUAUUUUUUGGACAAUCAGCUCCCAUAUAUUCAAGUAAACAAAAUGGAAUGUGUGGGUAACGGCUAUACUCUGCAGUGGAGGCCAGUGUGUUGUGGGCAGUAGGGGGCUUGGUUUGCAAGUGCCCUAUUAUCACUGCCCUCAAACAGCUUAAAAAAGCAAAACCCUUUUGAUCUUAGAAAGCAGAGCCAGGAAUGAGGAUGCUGCAGAGAAGGUAGCUUCAUUGGAACAGAACAAUAAGGAAAAUAGUCUUUCAUGCUUGGAUUGGUUAUCAGCAAUUCUGUAUUGCUUUAGGCAGCAAGGAUGCUGUCUUUACAUCUACAGAUAUUUUUAAAUAACUAAGGUUGAAUAAAUGUAAUGUUGGUGCUAGAGAAUACACUUGCUGCUUUACAGUACUGCUUUGGCUUCAUUCCAGCCUGCCAGAAGCAACAUCUUUAAAAACAUCAUUGGGCAUUAUAAAACCAUCUUUUUAGUUGCUACUAAAUGUUCAACACUUUUCUUGACUUCAUGCCUUCCUUUUUAUUUUAAAACAAUCAAAUUAGGAGAAGCCAUUUCUGUCAGAAGCAGCCAGGAGAAAAGAGAAGGACCUGGUAUCUAAAGAAAUAGAGAAGUUUCGUGGAUCUAUUCAGACCUUGUGUCGGAGUGCACUUCCGCUUGGGAAAAUCAUGGACUACAUUCA
Messenger RNA from Alligator sinensis (Chinese alligator), 5293 nucleotides. RefSeq names its product TRAF3 interacting protein 1 (gene IFT54). The record is from RefSeq and is a predicted model, not a curated record. Gene Ontology annotation, biological process: intraciliary transport; cilium assembly; regulation of microtubule cytoskeleton organization. The transcript is spliced from 17 exons. Bases 16 to 1860 code for a protein of 614 amino acids. Gene Ontology annotation, cellular component: axoneme; centrosome; intraciliary transport particle B. Gene Ontology annotation, molecular function: microtubule binding. NCBI's taxonomy places the organism in Eukaryota, Metazoa, Chordata, Crocodylia, Alligatoridae.